Messenger RNA from Heterotrigona itama, 1340 nucleotides. The record is from the annotation of a GenBank genome assembly. NCBI's taxonomy places the organism in Eukaryota, Metazoa, Arthropoda, Insecta, Hymenoptera, Apidae.
AUGGCGCCUAUGUCGAGACAAGGUACCAUUCUGCCGGUGGAUAUCUAACCGUACAGGAAGCACCGAACCAGUCUCCUCUGGCCAAUGCGUUCGUCGAAGCUGGCCGAGAGAUGGGCUACGAGGCGAUAGACAUCAACGGAGAACAACAAACUGGUUUCAUGGUCGCUCAGGGAACAAUCAGAGACGGCAGUCGGUGUUCGACGGCCAAGGCCUUCCUGCGGCCAGCCAAGUCGCGCAAGAAUCUACACGUCGCCUUGGAGGCACACGUUACGAAAAUUUUGAUAGAUCCAUCGUCGAAGAUCGCCUACGGCGUGGAGUUCGUCAGAGAUGGAGAAACGUUGCGCGUUCACGCGAGUAAAGAGGUGAUCGUGUCGGCGGGUGCCGUGAACAGCCCUCAGUUGCUGAUGCUGUCCGGAAUAGGGCCUAGAGAACAUUUGUCGCAACACGGGAUACCAGUGAUCCAGGAUCUGAGAGUGGGCCAUAAUCUUCAAGAUCACAUAGGCUCGCUAACACCUACGUACACAGUGAACGAAACAGUUUCGUACAUCGAGAGCGAGAUAUACAACGCCUACGACAUCCUAAAUUACGUGAUCUUCGGAAAGGGCCCUCUGACCGUGUUAGGCGCUGUCGAGAGUUUCGGCUUCGUCAAUACCAAGUACGCGAACGCCUCCGACGAUUAUCCGGACAUAGGGUUCCUCUUCGUCGCGGCGUCGAUCAACACUGACAACGGUAGGAAUGUAUGGAGGAAUAUAGGGAUGAGGAGGGAGACUUACGAGGCGAUGUUCAACGAGUUGAACGACACCUGCACGUGGACCGUGCUUCCAAUGCUUCUAAGACCGAGAAGCAAAGGUGCCGUCAAGCUUCGAAGUGACAAUCCCUUUGACCAUCCGUUGAUAUAUCCAAAUUACUUGGAUCAUCCGCUCGACGUAGCGACACUGGUCGAAGCGAUGAAAUUUUUGGUCGAGUUUAGCAAAACUGCCCCGCUCAAGCGUUACGGAAGCGAAAUCAAUCCGAAAUUGUUCCCUGAUUGUGAGAAUAUCCCAGUGUUUACCGACCAAUAUUGGGAAUGCGUUGUCAGACAUUACACGCUGACUAUCUAUCAUCCGGCUGGCACUUGCAAGAUGGGCCCCUCCUCGGAUCCAGAGGCCGUGGUGGAUCCUCAGCUUCGAGUUUACGGAGUGAAGAGACUUCGAGUUGUCGAUGCGUCUAUUAUGCCAAAUGUAGUCAGUGGUAACACGAACGCGCCGGUUAUUAUGAUCGCGGAGAAGGCUUCUGACGUGAUAAAGGAAGAGUGGUCGAGUGUAUGCUCUGAACAGUCAGCGGAUCAUUGCACUGUAUAG